Messenger RNA from Pseudogymnoascus verrucosus, 716 nucleotides. RefSeq lists its product as uncharacterized. The transcript has a single exon. The record is from RefSeq and is a predicted model, not a curated record. The coding region runs from base 1 to 438 and encodes 145 amino acids. NCBI's taxonomy places the organism in Eukaryota, Fungi, Ascomycota, Leotiomycetes, Thelebolales, Thelebolaceae.
AUGCAACUCAACUUUUCAACCAGCCUGCAGGCAAUACUUCUCUGCCUAUCCCUAGCCACCGCAGCAACACUUCCUGCUUCCGCCAACCUGUCAAAAAGACAGGCUCGAAUCCCCAACAAAAUCAACCUCGGAACUUACAACAACCUCUGGGUAGCCUGGACAAACGGCGUCGAUCCAUGUAAGAGAAAGACCUACAUCCCAGGACCGACAGGACAAAGCCUGCCAGGCGACCAAAAUCCUUGCAAUAUCCGCUUCUCUGUGCCCGACACCGACUUCCAGUACAGCAUGCAAGGCUGUGGAGGCGAUGGUCUAUGGAUCAUGAGGAAUGGACUUGACAAUGUCGGGGACUGCUAUUGGGCUCCGGGAAACAAUGCCUGCAUUGCUGGAGAGUCGUUCAAGGGACAAUGGCAGUGUGUUCUGAAUGAUGGCAACAUGUAGAGAGAAGUCGAACCUGCAUAAAUCCACGCGAAGGACCCAAGGUUGAGAAGAAAUAAUUUAAAACGCAUCGAGAUGUUUUCAGCACCUAAAAGAUAAAACAUAAGCAGGGGAGAUGAAGCGCAGGUAUCUGGGAUAGCGAGAUGAGGAACCUAGGCUGGGAGGUUAAAGUUGAAAGGUUGGUGGAUUGACGUGUUGGUACGGGAGGGGUUAUAUGGAGUCGAGACAGUGGGGCCGUUGAUACAGGCGGCUUAUUAGGUGUAGGGCAUGGAUUCUCUGCU